Molecule: messenger RNA, 2461 nt
Organism: Choloepus didactylus (southern two-toed sloth)
Lineage: Eukaryota; Metazoa; Chordata; Mammalia; Pilosa; Megalonychidae
Gene: UBAC2
Product: UBA domain containing 2
Exons: 9
Coding region: 359-1225 (288 amino acids)
Molecular function (GO): protein binding; serine-type endopeptidase activity
Source: RefSeq, a predicted model, not a curated record
CACCUCCUUGAGGGAAGUGGGGACAACGAGGACCCUCGGGUUUGCAGGAGGUUUGGGGGCCGAUCCUCCAUCUCCGCGCCCGGCCAUCCAUCCCCGCUCCCGAACCUUGGUAGUUCCUGCCCUUGGGGGCUGCGGGCACUGCCCUCACUUCAGCCCGAAGGGCGAGUGGGGAACAAGUCCCGCCGCCGCCAGACUCGGCCCUCACCUGUGAGCCCCAGACAAGGCACCUCUGUCCAAGAGUCUUUUACUGGUCCCCAGUGCCCUGUCCCUUUUACUGACCCUCCUCCUGCCGCACUGUCAGAAGUUCUUCGAAUAUGAUCUCCAAGCAGUCAAGAAUGACUUCCAGAUUUGGAGGUUGAUGUGUGGAAGAAUAAUUUGCCUUGAUUUGAAAGAUACUUUCUGCAGUAGUCUGCUUAUUUAUAAUUUCAGGAUAUUUGAAAGAAGAUAUGGCAGCAGAAAAUUUGCAUCAUUUUUGCUGGGUUCCUGGGUUUUGUCAGCCUUGUUUGACUUUAUCCUCGUUGAAGCUAUGCAGUAUUCAUUUGGUAUCGCUGCAGCCAGUAAUUUGCCUUCUGGAUUCCUGGCACCUGUGUUUGCUCUGUUUGUUCCAUUUUACUGCUCCAUUCCAAGAGUCCAAGUGGCACAAAUUCUGGGCCAGUUUUCCAUCACAAACAAGACAUUGAUUUAUAUAUUGGGACUACAGCUUUUCACCUCUGGUUCCUACAUCUGGAUUGUAGCCAUAAGUGGACUUAUUUCUGGUAUCUGCUACAACAGCAAUGUGUUAAAAGUUCAUCAGGUACUCUGCAUCCCUCACUGGCUGGCAAAGUUAUUUUCUUGGACACUCGAGCCCAUAUUUUCAUCUUCAGAACCCACCAAUGAAGCCCGAAUUGGGAUGGGGGCAACAGUGGACAUUCAGAGACAACAGAGAAUGGAGCUGCUUGAUCGUCAGCUGAUGCUUUCUCAGUUUGUACAAGUGAGGCGACAAAGACAGCAGCAGGGAGGAAUGAUCAAUUGGAAUCGUCUUUUCCCUCCUUUACGUCAGCGACGAAAUAUAAACUAUCCUGAUGGUCGGCAGUCUGAACAACAAGCAUCUCCUCCUCUAGAGGUUUCUGAAGAACAGGUCGCCCGACUCAUGGAAAUGGGAUUUUCCAGAGGUGAUGCUUUGGAAGCCCUGAGAGCUUCAAAUAAUGACCUUAAUGUGGCUACCAACUUCCUGCUGCAGCACUGACGGGCCUGAGGCUCCGACGACAGUGGAUGCCGUCCCCACUUACAAAUCAGCCCCAGAGGACCAGGCACUCUGGAUAGCGACGGUGUUCUCGUGGGUACAGGGAGGUCCCUACUGCUUCCCUAUCCAAAACUCCAAGAUUAUUGAUUACAGUUACAAUAUCAAAAAUAAGUUUGCCAUUAAAUUAGCAUGUAUUUUCUAUCUUUAUUUUUUUAUCGGAUAUUUUCCUUAAUUUGGGGAAUUAUCACUUAUUCCUAAUGUGUGUUUAAAAUGCAUUAAAAUCACAGAUUUCUGCAAGCAGUAAAAUAGCAAUCCAGAUGGAAAAUUACUGCUGUUGUAGUAUUCUUCUUUUUACUAUAAUGCAUUAUCCUACAUAAUAUUUGAUCAUCAUAAUCUUAAAGGGGAAAAGAGCAAUGUCAUUUCAGAAAGGGUAUGUCAAAUUAUUUGUUACGGACUUUUUAAUCACUAUUUUUUUUUCUCAAGUUUGUUACUAAGCCCCAGUGCUGUCAAUCAUGCAGACUUCCGAGGAGGUGAGCAGCCAGUAUUAGCCAGGCCUGCUCGCCCAGGGAGAAGCAGGGAACUCAGGUCCACUCCACUUUCCUCCCAGGCCGUUCCAGUCUAGGGAAUUUUCCCCAGCUCCUCCUUACUUCCGUUAGAGAUAAUAAUAAUAAAGUACCAGUUCAAGGAAUAAUAAAGUACCAGUUCAAGGCUCUGGAACCCUCCAAGAAACUUAACUGGAAUUAAUUUGGCUCAGAAUGUCCAGAGUUAGCCACUUUCUAGAGGAGAGAACAGGACAAAGAGGAGAUGAAGAGAAGAGUGGGCUUCCUGGAGCAAAACGAGGGCCCCACUGGACUGUCUGGGGGCUGGCUCCAGGUGCACUGGCCCCGAGGAGAGAAGAGAAAAUAUCUGAAGCCGUGGUUUUGCCUGACUUUUGCCCAACUGCAGAGCUAAACUGCCUGGUCCUCACUGCUCGCAGCCAGCUCCUCUGGAAGCAGGUGCUCCCUGGCUCCUAGGCUGUGAUCUGAACAGAAGGGUAAGGGAAGGCAGAUACAGAGUAUGCUCAUCAGGGCAAGGAAUGCAAGAAGUGGGCUGAAAUGAGCAAUAAAAGAUCUAAAGCAAGUUGAUUAAGAUUUAAGGAAAUUGUGCAACUACUAUGUUCUGCAAAAUCAGCGGAAAUGUAUCAGACUGAUGCAAACUUAGAAGUGUGAUACUUAUAAUAAAGUUUUUAGUGUGUUUUAC